Molecule: messenger RNA, 1048 nt
Organism: Solanum verrucosum
Lineage: Eukaryota; Viridiplantae; Streptophyta; Magnoliopsida; Solanales; Solanaceae
Exons: 1
Coding region: 110-1048 (312 amino acids)
Cellular component (GO): membrane
Source: RefSeq, a predicted model, not a curated record
UCCCUCUUUUCUCCAAUUAUCUCCAUUUUUGCGCAAAAAAUAGCCUUUUGAUGAUCAAUCCUGGAAAGAACUCAACAAUCUACACUCAAUUAGGCAAUUCCUUCUUCAAAUGGGCUCACUUCUUUAUCUUACUCUGACAUUACUUUCAUUGGCAUUCACCGUGACUCUUACAACUCAAGCACAAGGUAUAAAAUCAUCGCGACUUCUUGAUCUAGUCCUACGAGACAAUACAUUCCGUUAUUACAACACAAAGAAGUUCAAAACCGCGAAAUUAUACCCCAUACAGUUACCAUCCAAUCUAUCAGGCAUCAAAGUCGAUUCAAUAAGGUAUCGUUGUGGUAGUCUAGCAAGAUAUGGUGCAAAAAUUAAAGAAUUUAAAUUGCCAAUUGGGGUAAGUAUUCAACAUUGUGCUGAAAGAGUACUUAUCAUUCGACAAAAUCUUGGAUCUAAUUGGUCUUCGAUUUACUAUGAUAACUAUGAAUUAUCAGGUUAUCAACUUGUUUCCCCUGUUUUAGCAUUAUUAGUAUACAAUGCUGGUGAUGACAUUGUAACAUCGUCUAAUAUUCCAUUUGAACUGAAAUUUCUAUCUGAUAAAUCUCCGAUCACUAUUGAUUUUAGCAACACUACAAGAGUAGUAAAUUCCACCCCUGGGAUCAUACCAUUAUGUGCUAGCUUUGAGCGCGAUGGAAAGGUGAUACUAACAAAACAAGUGUCACAAAAUGUUUGCUCUGCUUCAAAACAGGGGCAUUUUGGUUUGGUUAUUGAGUCGCCUUUGAUACCUUUGAAAAAUAAGCGGGAAAGUAAGUGGAAACUAGCUAUUGGGAGCUCGAUUGGAGCUGCAUUGGGCGCGUUUCUAUUAGGUUUGUUAUUAAUAGCGAUAUUCGCGAAGGUGAAGAAGAAAGCAAGGAUGGAGGAAUUGGUAAGAAGAGCAUAUGAAGAAGAAGCUUUGCAAGUUUCAAUGGUUGGACAUGUUAGAGCACCAAUUGCAGCAGGUACUAGGACUGUUCCAACUAUUGAACAUGAGUAUAGUCAUCAUAAUACUUCUUAA